Molecule: messenger RNA, 3216 nt
Organism: Diceros bicornis minor
Lineage: Eukaryota; Metazoa; Chordata; Mammalia; Perissodactyla; Rhinocerotidae
Gene: CARNS1
Product: carnosine synthase 1
Exons: 8
Coding region: 448-2931 (827 amino acids)
Biological process (GO): carnosine biosynthetic process
Molecular function (GO): ATP binding; carnosine synthase activity; metal ion binding
Source: RefSeq, a predicted model, not a curated record
GGGGGGCUUACACCCUUGGGUGACUUAACGUGCCCCUUGCCCACCCUGCCCAAGACCCACCACUUCUGCCCCCCUCAGCUCUCCCUGGAUCCACUGGGUCCCGAGUGGGACUGCCCCCUGGGCUCCAAGGACCUGGAGGAAGAGGAGGGCCCAUGGGGAGGGGGCUCUGGCCUGCCGCCCCCAGGCUGCUUCCCUGGCUCCUGGCGCCAUGACGUGGGCCUGGACUGCAAGGGCUCCCCCGAGGUGGCGGAGGCCCAGGCCUGGACUGUCUACUACUACAGCCUCCUGCAGAGCUGUCUGCAGCAAGCUGGCCUACCGGAGACCCAGGACCGCAGCCAGGUGCCCCGCACAGGCUGCCCUGGGGCCGAGGUGACCUUGUGCAUUCUAGGAUCCCCCAGCACCUUCCUGUCCGUGCUGUUGGAGGGUGGGGUCCAGAGCCCGGGAAACAUGCUCCUUUGCCUGUCCCCUGCUUGGCUGACGAAGGUGCCAGCACCAGAGCAGCCAGGCGAGGCGGCCCUGCUGGUGUCCAAAGCCGUGAGCUUCCACCCGGGGGGCCUGACAUUCCUGGAUGACUUUGUCCCCCCACGCCGUGCCACCUACUUCCUGGCGGGCCUGGGGCUGGGGUCCUGCCGGGAUCGAGAGGCGGCAGAGCUUGCUCGCGACCUGACCUGCCCCACGGGAGCCUCUGCUGAGCUGGCCCGGCUGCUGGAGGACCGGCUGCUGACGAGGCGAUUGCUGGCUCAGCAGGGUGGUGUGGUCGUGCCAGCUACCCUGGCUUUCACCUACAAGCCACCGGUACUGCUACGGGGAGGGGAUGCCAGCCCAGGACUACGGCUGGUGGAGCUGAGUGGCAAAGAGGGCCAGGAGAUGCUGGUGAAGGAGGAAGUAGGGGCCUUUCUGCUCUCCGAGGCCCUGGGUGAUGCUCUGAAGGUGGCCGUGAAGCUCAGCGGCUGGCGCUGGCGGGGGCGGCAGGCAUUGCGUUUGUACCCACGAGCAGAGCUAGGUACAGUAGUGGACACGGUGCUGGCGUUGCUGGAGAAACUGGAGGAGGAGGAGAGUGUCCUGGUGGAGGCUGUGUGCCCACCUGCCCGGCUGCCCUUCCUAGGUAGUCCCCCACCCGGCCCUGAGCUGGCUGUGCGUAUGUGUGCUGUGGUGUGUCGGACACAGGGCGACAGGCCCCUGCUGAGCAAGGUGGUGUGCGGCGUGGGCCGUGGGGACCGGCCUCUGCGGCACCAGAGCUCCUUGCCGCUGACGCUGGAGGUGGCGCUGGCCCAGUGCGGCCUGGGCGAGGCGGCGCAGGUGGCGGUCGUGCGGCGGCGCGUCAAGGCGGCGGCCGAGGCCGCGCUGGCCGCCGUGCUGGCCCUGGAGACCGGCCUGAGCGCCGAGCAGCGCGGCGGGCGCCGGGUCCGCACUGACUUCCUCGGCGUGGACUUCGCGCUGACGGUGGCCAGUGGCGCGCUGACCCCCGUGGCCCUGGAGCUGAACGGCUGCUUGUGUCUGGAGGCGUGCGGCGCGCUCGAAGGACUGUGGGCCGCGCCGCGCCGGGGGCCGGCGGCCGAGGCGGCGGCGGCCGCGCCGCUCGUGGAGACCAUGCUGCGGCGUUCGGCGCGCUGCCUCAUGGAGGGAAAGCAGCUGCUGCUGAUCGGCGCGGGCGGCGUCAGCAAGAAGUUCGUGUGGGAGGCGGCGCGCGACUACGGGCUCAAGCUGCACCUGGUGGAGUCAGACCCCAACCACUUUGCGUCCCAGCUGGUGCAGACCUUCAUCCACUUUGAUGUGACAGAGCACCAGAGGGACGAGGAGAAUGCACGGUUGCUGGCGGAGCUGGUGCGGGCACGCGGCCUGCAGCUAGAUGGCUGCUUCUCCUAUUGGGACGAUUGCCUGGUGCUCACAGCCUUGCUCUGCCAGGAGCUGGGUCUGCCCUGCAACCCCCCGGCCACCAUGCGCCUGGCCAAGCAGAAGAGCCGCACCCAGCUGCACCUGUUGCGCCGCCACGGCCCGCCCUGGCCUGCACCCUCCCUCCAUGCUGUGCCCUGCUGCCCCCUGGAGAGUGAGGCCGAUGUGGAGAGGGCCAUCCGCCAGGUGCCCCUGCCGGGUGUCAUGAAGCUGGAGUUUGGGGCAGGCGCAGUGGGCGUGCGGCUGGUGGAGGAUGCCCCGCAGUGCCACGAGCACUUUUCCAGGAUCGCCCGUGACUUGCAGGGUGAGGCCGACCACCCCGGCAUUGGGCUGGGCUGGGGCAAUGCCAUGCUGCUGAUGGAGUUCGUCGAGGGCACCGAGCACGAUGUGGACCUGGUGUUGUUUGGUGGGCGACUGCUGGGUGCCUUUGUCUCUGACAAUGGCCCCACGAGGCUGCCUGGCUUCACUGAGACGGCAGCCUGCAUGCCCACUGGGCUGGCACCGGAGCAGGAGGCGCAGCUGGUGCAGGCAGCCUUCCGCUGUUGCCUGGGCUGUGGGCUGCUGGAUGGGGUCUUCAACGUGGAGCUCAAGAUGACCAGGGCUGGGCCGCGGCUCAUCGAGAUCAACCCCCGCAUGGGCGGCUUCUACCUGCGAGACUGGAUCCUGGAGCUCUAUGGUGUGGACCUGCUCCUGGCUGCUGCUAUGGUGGCCUGUGGCCUUCGGCCCGCCUUGCCCACCCACCCACGCGCCCGUGGCCACCUGGUGGGUGUCAUGUGCCUGGUGUCCCAGCACCUGCAGGCGCUGAGUUCCACUGCAAGCCGAGAGACCCUACAGGCUCUUCACGAGCGGGGCUUGCUGCGCUUCAAUCAGCUGGAGGAGGCCCUGGUACCCGGGGAGUACGAGGAGCCCUACUGCAGUGUGGCCUGUGCUGGGCCCACCCCGGCCGAGGCCCGCGUCCGCCUGCUGGGCCUCUGCCAGGGCCUGGGCAUCGACGGGCCCCACUAUCCUGUCGCCCACUUCCUGUCCCACUUCAAAUAGCGCUGGGGCCAGGGGGCAGGGGCGAAGUGCUGGUGGGGCACUGUGCUGCCCUCUGCUCCACAGUGCUCUCCCUGCCUCUCUUCCAGAGCCCUGGCCCACUCCAAGGCCUCAGGUCUGUUCCAGAGGGCCAGGGCGGUUUUGACACCAAGGCCUCCUGGGCUUCAAGGCUGCAAAAGAAAGUAUCUGGGGGGUCGCUGGGCCCUCUUGCCCUCCCAAAGGCCCCAGUCCAGCCCACAGCUGCCCCAGGACUCUAGCUGUGGAGAAGUGACAACAGCUGCACGCACA